GGGGAAUCGCCGCUGGCAGGGAGCCUCGGAGCGCAGCGGGCUGGGUGGCUCCUGCCCCCGCCCCUGCCAGCCCCUCCCUCCCCCGCUGCCAGGCGGAGCCGGAGCCCAGCUCAUUGCGGAGCGAAGCGGCAGCCGCGAUGGCAACCACCGUGACCUGCACCCGCUUCACCGACGAGUAUCAGCUGUACGAGGAAAUUGGCAAGGGGGCUUUCUCGGUCGUGCGACGCUGCGUCAAACUCUGCACCGGCCAUGAGUACGCAGCCAAGAUUAUCAACACCAAGAAGCUCUCUGCAAGAGACCAUCAGAAGUUGGAGCGCGAAGCCCGGAUUUGCCGUCUCCUGAAGCAUUCCAACAUCGUUCGUCUCCACGACAGCAUCUCCGAGGAGGGCUUCCACUACCUCAUCUUUGAUCUGGUCACUGGUGGGGAGCUCUUCGAAGACAUCGUGGCCCGGGAAUAUUACAGUGAGGCCGAUGCCAGUCAUUGCAUCCAGCAGAUCCUGGAGGCUGUUCUCCAUUGCCACCAAAUGGGGGUCGUCCACAGAGACCUCAAGCCCGAGAACCUGCUCCUGGCCAGCAAGUGCAAAGGCGCAGCGGUGAAGCUGGCGGAUUUCGGCCUGGCCAUCGAGGUGCAGGGGGAUCAGCAGGCUUGGUUUGGCUUCGCCGGCACCCCCGGUUACCUCUCGCCCGAAGUGCUGCGCAAAGAAGCCUAUGGCAAACCCGUGGAUAUCUGGGCAUGUGGUGUGAUCCUUUACAUCCUGCUAGUUGGUUACCCACCCUUCUGGGACGAGGACCAGCACAAACUGUACCAACAGAUCAAGGCUGGUGCCUACGACUUCCCUUCUCCCGAGUGGGACACGGUCACCCCCGAAGCCAAAAACCUCAUCAACCAGAUGUUAACCAUCAACCCGGCCAAAAGAAUCACAGCCCACGAAGCCCUGAAACACCCAUGGGUCUGCCAACGCUCCACUGUGGCCUCCAUGAUGCACAGGCAGGAGACCGUAGAGUGUCUGAAAAAGUUCAACGCCAGGAGAAAGCUCAAGGGGGCGAUUCUCACCACCAUGCUGGCCACGAGGAACUUUUCGGUCGGCAGACAGACCACCGCUCCCACCACAAUGUCUGCAGCUGCCUCCAGUGCCACCAUGGGGUUGGUGGAACAAGCUAAGAGCUUACUGAACAAGAAGGUCGAUGUUGGCAAGCCCCAGACAAACAGCAGCAAAGGUAGUGCCGGGGUCACCAGCCCGAAAGGAACCCUCCCGCCAGCUGCACUGGAGCCUCAAACCACCGUUAUCCAUAACCCCGUGGACGGCAUUAAGGAAUCGUCCGACAGCACCAACACCACCAUAGAGGACGAGGACACGAAAGCCCGCAAGCAGGAAAUCAUCAAGAUCACCGAGCAGCUGAUCGAGGCCGUGAACAACGGGGACUUCGAGGCCUACGCGAAGAUCUGCGACCCAGGCCUGACGUCAUUCGAACCCGAAGCCCUGGGCAACCUGGUCGAGGGGAUGGACUUCCACCGAUUCUACUUCGAAAACUUGUUAUCCAAAAACAACAAGCCCAUCCACACGACCAUCCUGAACCCCCACGUGCACGUGAUCGGGGAGGACGCCGCCUGCAUCGCCUACAUCCGCCUGACGCAGUACAUCGACGGGCAGGGCCGCCCCCGCACCAGCCAGUCCGAGGAGACCCGCGUCUGGCACCGCCGCGACGGCAAGUGGCAGAACGUCCACUUCCACUGCUCGGGGGCGCCCGUGGCACCGCUGCAGUGAAGAGCUACCGCUGGCUGUUUUGGUUUCAUCCCGAAGGAGACGGUGAUUUGAGCUGAGCCGCUAGCCGGGAGCAGCAGUGCCAAGCACGCGCCCGCAUGCACGUGUCCCCCCUCCCCCUGCCCGUUUCCAGUGCCUGUGUUUGCAGAAAAAAACCCAACAAAACAAACAAAAAAAAUCAACAACAAAAAAAAAACCAAUCAACCCCGCCCCGAGCCCAAGCCCUGCCGUGACCUCUCCAGACCCAGCCGCCCCUUCUUCUCCCCCCCCCCCCCCGUGUCCGUCCAGCCAGGUGAACAGGUGUUGCGAUGAAAAUGUUCCAACUCCGAUACAAACCUUUCUUCCAAAGCCCCGCGCCGCCCGCCCCCCGCGCUGCCCGCCCCCGCACUGAGCGGCGCUCCGCUGAGACGACUUGCAUUCUCUGUCGAAGCAUGGACCUUCCCCGUGGUCGUGUCCCGUGGUCGUGUUUGCGCUUGGACAUCUGUGACCUGUUUUUCGAACCGUUCCUCGACAGCGGAACCGUUUUUCGAACCGUUCCUCGACAGCGCUCGGGCUUCCCCGGAUCUUCCCCUUCUAGUUGUGCUUGUGGAUUGUUCUGAUGACGAUGACGAUGAUAUUACUAUUCUUCGGACGCCUCGUUCGUUUCUUCUUUGGUGGGUUUGGUCGCUGGAGCCAUGGCUUUGCUGGGCUGGAUGCCCACCCCGGCCCCCCGCUAGCCAACAGCUGGCUUUCCCUAUACACCGCCGACCAGGGGGUGGAGAAGGGGGUGUCGUGAAGUGGAGAUAUGCCAAAUUCUUGCCAAGGCCCAGAUCUUGUGAGUUGAACCCACUCCCCAACCCCUUCGCCUGCUGGUGGUGUGGCUGUGCCAGGAUUUGCUCAGGGACGAUCCCGAGGCGGUGGGGAGUGGCGGAGCUUGGAGGCCUGGCACGGGGGUGACACGCCAAGGCCUCUCUCUUGGCUGUUGCUGGACACUGAAUUUCCAGAGGGACGGGGAGGGCGGGGAGGCCCUAAGUGGAGCGCUGAGUGCGGCAGGGCCAAUCCUGCUCCCCCAGCGGCCGCAGGGGAGAGGAAACCGAACGGGGGUUUCUCUGGUCCUGUCUCCUGCUCGAAGGCAUGGGCUCUGGGGGAUGUCAGUACCGACACAGGGCUGGACUCCCUCAAGAGCGAGGGGCCGAGCUGCCCUUCCACGUGCCUGCUGCAUCUGCCAGGGGCAUGGGCUUCUGGCUGGGUAGGGUCGCCUCCUCCUCCUCGCCCUGUCCAUGUUCAAUGAGCAGGUGCCCCCCCAUCCCAGCUCAGCCCCUUGCCACUGCUGCCCCCGGGAUGUUCGAUUGACCCCUCUCCCAGAGAGGGGUUGGCUGGACAGUCUGGGCUGAGUCACAGGUAGGGGGAAAGGGGACAGGCUGGGGCGGGGGUGUUGAACGGGCACAAGGGGCCAACGGUGGGCUCAUCCCCUCGUCAGCGCCCGAGCUCUGCUCUGUGGAGCCAGCUGGGCUUACAGCCCCUCAGCGUGUUGGUGAGCCCGGCCUUGUCCCAUUUGCUGCCGUGGCCUGCUGUGCCCGUGGGCCGUGUGAGUGCCAGGUGACGUACCCGCAUGGGGCGCGCUCCAGAGGUCCCAGUUCAUGUGGCCUUUGGGGAAGAUCCUGGCACCACUGAGGUCUUGGGCAGGGGGCUCAUUCCUGGAGCCCUGCAGCCUUGCUCCCAGCUGGGCCGCUGGCUGUGUGGGAUGGGGCUGGGCGUGUGCCCUGGCAGGGCUCGCUCAGUGGGGUCCUUGGAGCCAUGUGGCACCCGCGAGGCAAGCCCAGGUUUGGUGUGGGAGGCAGGGACGGAGCCUGUGGCUCCUGACUCCCUGGGCCGGCUUGGCACACAUGGGAUGGCUCAGGGAUCCCCGCCUCCCAUGGCAUGAGCAGGGGGCAGAGAGUUUGGGCACAGAGACGGGUCACAGGCAGGUGGGCAGGGCUUCUGGAGGUGACUGGGUUUUGGGGGUGGUGCUGGGGGUAGGUGGGGGCAGUAAGGGUGGGGCAGGAGGCAGGGGGUGGUCUGAUGUGGUGAGCAGGUGGGGCAGGUGUAGGUCAGGGUGAGGCAGGGGCCAGGGCAGUAGGGGUGUGACUGGUGGUGGGGCAGUGGUGGGCAGAGCAGUAGGGGAAGGACAGGGGCAGUUGAGGCGGGGUGGGGGGCACGGGGCAGGUGGGGGAUGUGAUGGGCAGUCAGGACCAGGGGAAUUGUAUAGUUUGCUCACAGGGCAGCAGGAAGUCCUAGAGGAGCAAACCGGGGACACGUCGCUCCAGCCCCAUGGUGCCAGCACUCCCCGGUGGAAGUGAGGGGCACCAUGGGUCCAGAUGACUGGCCAUGACGUGCAGAGUGCGGAGAACUGCCCUGGGAAGGGGCAAAGCCCAUUUGGCAUGAAAGUACCCAGGCAAGAAGCAGGUGAGAGAAUCAGGCACAGGAUGGGCGUGGGGGCACGUGCCCUGUGGGGAUAGGGCAUAGGGGGUGCAGUGUGCUCUGUGGGGAUGGGGCAUGGGCCUCAUGGGGGUCGAGUACAGGAUGGCACAUGACCCAUGGGGAUGGGGUGCAGGGGGGUGGUCUGUGUAUUGUGGCAAGCCAAUCCGGGUGUUAUUGUUUAUAUCAGGGGGCAGAGCAUGGGGAAUGGGACAGGCACUGUGUUAAUGGGGGUCGAUUGUGGGGCUGGCCGGGAGGACCCGCGCUGACCAGGAGCGGUAACGCUCGGCCUCCCUUUGUUAUUGGGAGGGGGCUCCGGGGGAUGAGCUACAGCUAGAGAAACUAACUGCACCACAUCCCCAACUAACCCCCCCACAACUUCUCUUCCCCCCCAGCCAGUGGCCCCAACUGCCCUUUCCUCUUCGCGGGCUGGGUCCUGCGUGGUGCCAGCCGUGAGCGCGCUUUGUGCCCAUGCUGGGCGAUUGCGUGCAAGCAGGGCCCGUCGCGAGAGGCCGGCACAGUGGCUCUCGUGCGCCGAGCCGAGGGUAUGGUUGGGGGGGUCAUUCCCGUCCCGGGGCCGCAUGCUCUGGGCCUGCGGCGAUCUCCGUGCUGUUUGUCGUGUCUCAGUGUGAGCAGAGUUGUUAGUCUCGGUGUCGUUACCAUGACCUGGCGUCUCCUUGCCUCGGGCGAUCGCUCCCCACAGACAAAGACUGCCCAGCAGCCUGGGUUUAAGGAGAGCAUCUCCGAGCACCAAGACUGCCCCUUGCCUGGGAGAGGCACGUCUGUCCGCUCCAUGCAGCAUCUUCCGCUGGUUGAACCCACGAGGCCCAGGGCCGCCGGGCGAGAACCCACCUUCUAGGCAACCUGCCCACAGGUCGAUCCUGAAGGGGCCGGUUCAACCCUUCUCACCAGUGGGGAAACUGCCCCACGAUGGGCCCUGUGCCUUCAACGAGCAGCACGUACCUGGCCACCGUUUGAUCCACUCGCCUUUCCAGGACAGUCGCCCCGUUCGAUGCCAUCCCAGUGGCUGGCGGGGUGAGCAACCUGGGGCUGCACCUGGCUGACCCGCCGACCGCCACGAAGAGAAUUCCCUUCCCCCAGACUUGGCCCUAGAGGAAUCGCUGAGUUUCACAGCAACCCCCCCCCCCCCGGGCCACUCUGUGCAUCCCUUCCCCACACUGCACGCUGCCAAUGGACGUCAGCCGGGCUCUGGGGUCCUAGCCACGAAGGACAAAGGCGAGUAGAAACUCCCCAGGCUCUUGGUCGCUGGUGCUGAGCGGUCGUGACAGGCGGCAGCAGCUGCUCGGAGACUCUCCACGGGCUCCCGGCUGUGUUGUGCACCUGCCCCGGCCGGGGCCUACUGCCGGUGAGGGGCUCGGCAUGUGGCACCUUCCCUUCUCCUGGGAUGGGCAGACGGAGCCAGUCUUCUCUGCCAGUCGGCCGGCCUGCAUGGCACAGAGCAGAGAACCUGCAUGGAGCCCGUGACUCCAUUGGGCUAGAGCGGAGCUGUCAGCUGGACGUCCAGGCGCGAGUGCUGGAGGCCAUGGAGGCUCACCACCUUCUCCUCUCCCCAGCCGAGUCGCAGGAAGGGCCAGCCGCCUUGUGGGAGGCUGAUGGAGGAAGGUGGGAGCCACGGAGCAGUGAGCCCUGCUAGCAACUGAGCCUUCACCUGCCUGGGGCAGCACUCGAAUGGAGCACGAACCCCUCAUGAGGACCCUGGCAUUUGGGUCGUGGGCCUGCCUGGCUCUGUCUAUGAGCAACAGCCCUGGGUGGAGCUGCCCCUCCAGUCCCAGCUCUGGCACCACAGGGAGGAGCAGAGAUUCUCCUGGGGUCCCGGCUGCACUCACUGGACAGGCCCCCUCAUCACUGGCCGAGCCCACAGCUGUGGAAGGACCUACCCUUGGGAUCAGUCAGUCCACAGGGCUAACCUCACUGCUGGCCCCGGAUGCAGGGCCGGCUGACGCUACGGCGGUGCAGCAGCCUGGAAAGCCAUCCCCACAAGGUUGGGUUUUCAGGCUGUGGAGGAUGGUGGGUGGGUGAGACUGCCACCAGCUUGGCUGACACAGCAGGGGUCUGGAUGCCGGCGCUAAAGGGGGGAGCUGCCUCAGCUCCUCCAUGGAACGGGCAUAGAGUCGGGGACAUGAACCAGCCCCCCAUGGUGUUGUGCGCUGUACGUUAUUAGGUGUUUUUUGGUACUGCCUAGGGACCCCUGGAAUGGCCCAGGACUGCAUGGUGCCAGGUGCUGUUCAUUAUUAGGUGUAUUACGGUUAUGCCUAGAAGCCCCUGGUGUGGCCCAGGACCCCAUGUUGUUAUGCAUGCUCCAUUAUUAGGUGUAUUACGGUAGUUGUAGGAAAGGGAGAGGAGCCCCUCUGGCAUGGCCCAGGACCCCAUCGUGUUAUACGCGGUCCAUUAUUAGGUGUAUUACGAUAUCAUGGUACCAGGCACAGUCCAUCAUUAGGUGCAUUACAGUAGUGCCUAAGAGCCCAUGGCAUGGCCCAAAACCCCAUGGUGUUGUGUGCUGUGCAUUAUUAGGUGUUUUAUGGAAGUCCUAGGGACCCCUGGCAUGGCCUAGGACUGCAUGGUGCCAGGUACUGUACAUUAUAAAGUGUAUUACAGUAGUGACUAGGAGCCGUGGCGUGGCCAGGACCCUAUAGUAUUAUUUAUGGUCCAUUAUUAGGUGUAUUACGGUCGUGGUAGGAUAGGAAGGGGGGGAGCCGCUCUGGCAUGGCCCAGGACCUUGUGUUAUGUAUGGGCCAUUAUUAGGUGUAUUAUGGUAUCAUGGUACCAGGUACUGUCCAUUAUUAGGUUUAUUAUCGUAUCAUGGUUCUGGACACUGUUAUUAGGUGCAUUACGGCAAUGCCUAGGAGCCCCUGGCGUGGCCCAUGGUGUUAUGUAUGGUCCAUUAUUAGGUGUAUUAUGGUAAUUCUAGGAGGGCCUCUCCGGCAUGGCCCAGAACGCCAUGCUGCCCAUUAUUAGGAGUAUUACGGUACCAUGGUGCAUGACACAAAACACAGAGCUUGGGCCUGGCCCAAGUUUUGC
Molecule: messenger RNA, 7238 nt
Organism: Dermochelys coriacea (leatherback sea turtle)
Lineage: Eukaryota; Metazoa; Chordata; Testudines; Dermochelyidae
Gene: CAMK2B
Product: calcium/calmodulin dependent protein kinase II beta
Exons: 21
Coding region: 138-1766 (542 amino acids)
Biological process (GO): protein phosphorylation
Cellular component (GO): neuron projection; cytoplasm
Molecular function (GO): calcium/calmodulin-dependent protein kinase activity; ATP binding; calmodulin binding
Source: RefSeq, a predicted model, not a curated record